Molecule: messenger RNA, 3069 nt
Organism: Musa acuminata subsp. malaccensis (wild Malaysian banana)
Lineage: Eukaryota; Viridiplantae; Streptophyta; Magnoliopsida; Zingiberales; Musaceae
Source: RefSeq, a predicted model, not a curated record
UGCUCUUCCCCACCUCUCUCUCUCUCUGUCAUCAGCGCCACCACGUUUACCUCCUCGAACCCGCUUCAUGGCCCUCACCACCACGUUACCUAAUAAUCUUUCCCUUUAGCAACCGCUUCGAUCAUUAGACUCUUUUUGUUUCGCCCACCUUCUCCUUCGCCUCGCUUCUCCGCUUUGUCACGAGCAGUGCCCGAAGCCUGAAGAAAAAGCAGCAGAACCGGCAGAUAAAGUUAGGGUUCGUCAGAUUCCCGUGCAUUAUUUUACCAUUUUACCUUUUUAUAUAGCUCGUCGCAGGUGGAAUAUAGGAUUUGCUUGUCGGUUUCACCCCGAAGCCCCUCCCGAAUCAUCGAUCCUUUUCCUUUUUGUUCUCCUUCCCGGCAGAGAGGCGCCGGCCGGGUUGGAGGAAAUGGCUAGGGUUCGUGCGCCAUGAGCUGGCAGUCGCAAAAGAGACGUUUGUGCUCGGCUUGAUGGAGGCAAAAUCGUUUCUUUGUGGUUUCCCUUUCUCUCUGCUGGAGAAAUGAUUGCUGGAUGGAAGAGAUGACGAUUUUGUAGUCAAGCGGAGAGAUCUGCUGCAAUCUUCUUAAAAGGCUGGUCUUUGUAAUCGUUAUGACGAUUGGUGAUGGGAUCUGAGAGAUUUCUUCUGAAGAGGACUAGAAGGAAAUGUUGCUCUGCAACACCUCUUAGCAAUCCGAUUCUGAUGGCAGAGGUUGCAUUAUGCGUUUUGGUGGGUGUCUUCGGGUGAUGUGGUUUUGGCUAAGUUCUUACUCUUAUGGCUUCAAUGGGCGGCAUAGGCUUGUUCAGGCAAGGGUGGAAAUGGGUACAAUCCCGAAAGCAGGCCUUUGUGUUCGUCCGAGUUGCUGCGAGUUGGGCCGGAGAGAAACUCGUGCUUCUGGUCGACCGCCACUGGCCGUUGGUUUACAGCUGGUGCACAGUUGCUGGAAGGUUCCUUUUUAGGUUGAUAUUGCAGUGGAGGGACUGUUUUGUGGGAGGUUUGAGGUCCCUGUUUACCUUGGGUUCAGCAGCUCUAUUCCUCGUAUUGUGGAGUUGCUUCCUUUGCUUGACUUCGACGACUUCCCUCGUCUACAUGCUUCUAAGUCUGGUAGCUGCUGCUGCAGUCAUUCACUAUUUGGGAUUCACACCUGGACUUCUUAUUGUUGGGCUUUAUGGCAUUCUUAUUAUGUGGAUAUAUGGUUACUUUUGGAUUACAGCAAUGCUAUUUAUAGGUGGAGGUUAUAUGUUCUCCCUUAAUCAUGCACGGUUUUUGAUAUUAAUGGCGACUGCUUAUGCUGUUUAUUAUAUCAAUGCCCGUGUAGGAUUGCAUGGGGUUUUUCUGUCUUUAAGUCUUUCGUUCAUUUCCAAUGAUAUAUUGAAUAAGUUGCUACAAGGAUACGAUGGUACUGAUGAAGGCAUACAUGAAGAACAAAAGGAACCAGAACCGUUUAUGGAAGAUUUUUCUGUUGACAGUGAAGACUCUCCUCCUAAAGAAGCUGAAGAAGUGACAUCUUAUAUGUCGCCUUGCACAACAUCCAAGGCAUCACAUCUUCCAAGUACUCACAAGGAUGCUUCGUCUAGCAAGGUUGUCAUGGUGGAAUCGACUUCAUUGGUUGAGAUGAAAAGGAUAAUGAACAGCACAAACCAUUAUGAAGUCUUGGGCUUUCUUAAAAGUAAGACUGUUGACCCUAAGAUAAUGAAGAAGGAAUACCAUAAAAAGGUCUUGCUUGUUCAUCCUGACAAAAAUUUGGGAAGUCCAUUAGCUUGUGAAUCAUUUAAGAAGCUUCAAUGCGCAUAUGAGGUUCUUUCAGAUUUGACAAAGAAGAAAAACUAUGAUGAACAGUUGAGAAGGGAAGAAUCUGGGAGAGUGUGUCAGAGGUCUUCUGUUACCUCUCAGCAGGGAGGAGUAGAGUACCGUUCUGAAGAAUCUAGGCGUAUUGAAUGCACAAAGUGCGGAAAUUCUCAUAUAUGGAUAUGCACUAACAGAAGUAAAGGGAGGGCACGGUGGUGUCAGUCUUGUUCCCAGUAUCAUCAAGCCAAGGAUGGAGACGGGUGGGUAGAAAGUGGGUGUUCACCAGUUGUAACAACACCUCGGAAGGUUGAAAUUCCACAAGCUUUUGUGUGCGCAGAGAGCAAAAUCUUUGAUGUGUCUGAAUGGGCAAUUUGUCAGGGAAUGGCAUGCAAGCCUAACACUCAUGGGCCAAGCUUUCAUGUGAACAUGGUUGGUCUGGAUGGGACAGGGCUGCGAUCUAAUCCCUCCAGAUAUCCUUGGGGACUGGACGCUGAGAUGAUUGUUGAGGAUGAUGAGUUUGAGUUGUGGCUUCAGCAGGCUUUGGCAUCUGGCAUUUUCUCUGAGAGUCCAAAGCGUAGAAAAAGCUGGCCAUUUAAGAUUAACCAUAAAAGCAUGAAACCAUGGCGGAAAUCGCCAUAAAUGAAGAUAAUUUGGUCACAAGAGGUGGUUAUUUGAUUGGAAAAGAACGACUUGUUCUCUCAAUGCUGCAAAAGAAGAACGAGGCUAGAAAAAAACAUGCCCGCCAAUUGAUUGCAUUCUGGGCAUGCUUGCUUCUUUUAGGAAUCAGAGGAAAAGAAACAAGAAUUGCAUUAGAUAGAUACCUGUUUGAACCUAGCAGAGCAAUCCAUGGUCAUCUGAGUUGGGGAGAAGACCUGAAUUGUGCUGUAGGCUUCACUCUCUCACUUAGUCUCGGCUUAGGCUUCACAUUGGUUGGUCUUCAGCCUACUCUUUUGUUCAGCAGUUGAAAGCCUGCAAAAAGUGGAGAAUGGGAGUAGAACAUCAAUCAAAAGAGCUUAUGAGAGAAUUUUCUCCAUGCCUAUGGUAAAAAUAAAGAGAAAAGGCCAUGGUGGAAUAAUCUGUAAAUAGAUUAGAAGCAUGUGUUAGGUUAGUGGUGUCUUGUCAUACUUUGUACACUAAACAUAUCCCCAAAGUACAAAGUCACUCCAGUCUCCAGGGUCAGACAAACUUGUAAGGAACACUGGUGAUUGGUGCCUUAAUCAUUCUCUCAUUGUCUUUACCUAAAUAUUAUGGCAGAUAUACUCUAUUGCAACUAAAUUCUAUGGCUA